Molecule: messenger RNA, 1299 nt
Organism: Penicillium canescens
Lineage: Eukaryota; Fungi; Ascomycota; Eurotiomycetes; Eurotiales; Aspergillaceae
Product: fungal specific transcription factor domain-containing protein
Exons: 4
Coding region: 1-1299 (432 amino acids)
Source: RefSeq, a predicted model, not a curated record
AUGGGACUCUCACUUCUUCGCAACGAGUCGUCGCCUCUCGAUACCAUAAUAUACACCGUCUGUGUGAAUGCUGCUGCAUAUAAAUUUCUCACCACAACAAUCAACCUUGAAACCGACGCCGACCUUGCCCUUGAGCUAAGGAGGAAUGCUGGAGAGUAUCGAGCAACAGCCCAAGCUGCAUUAAAGCAGAUCCCUCUAUUAAUACCACCCUCGCUUGGCCUUCUUCAGGCAAUUCUCUGUGGUGUCUUUCUUCACCAAGGGUCUGGGGACGUGAAUACGAGCGGUGAUCUUACCAAAGCCGCUUGUAAAACAUGCAUCGACUUGGAUCUACACACCACCGCUAUGAAGGGAGAAGCAACCGAGGAAGAACUCUUCUGUUUCCUAUGGUGCUACACCCUGGAUAGGAACCAUGCAUUUAAAGUCCGAAGCUCCCGGUGUCUCCUCGACGUCCAGCUGCCAUCCAAUUUCUACGACCUAUAUUCUCAUUACCCCCUAAUGUCUGAACUCUUCUUGAUCUACAUGGACCUUGCUAGGGUGCAGGAUGCAGUCGUGUCGUAUCCAAAUCAUUCAUUGGCAGCCCCUCGAUCUAUGGACCCCCUUUUGACGGGAGAGAGCAUGCUGCGGACGAUGCAAUCCAUACAGGGACGAAUGAACCGGAUGGCUUCAUCUUCCCCGAAUUGGAGAGGACUCGACUGCGAAACCGAAAUGUCAGCUCUCAAAUUCGCCUACCAAUCAAUAAUGACCGCAAUCCUCUACCUUCUUCAGGUAGACCAAGGUCUACCACCCCGUUCAACGGAAAGUUAUCUUCAGUCUGCCCGCCAGGAACUAUCAGCUCUCGUAUCGAUGUGCUACACAGCAGAGAAACAAGCCGCAGUCAGCUUUUUGAACUGGACAAUCCUCCUCUACCCAGCGACAGCAUACCUAGUCCUAUUCUGCAACGUAGUAGCAACAUCCGACAUUGGCGAUUUCAACCUAAUGAAAGCCAUCGCCGACUGCCUCACGCAAAACGGAAUCAGUUAUCCCCUUGUUCAACUCCGCAAUCUUUUCCAGAAAUUCCUCGGUCUUUCUCAAGAAUUUUUUGGCGAGGAUCGGGGUGCGCUGCAAAGAAUUCGUCCAGAACGUCGCGUGGAUAGCCCUCCGCCCUUGCCCGUUGGCAGUCCGUUUUCGCUACCGUGGGGUGCGAAUGACCCGUUCUUCAACCCUUAUAUGUUGACUGAAGGAGGCAAUUACACAGAUAUGCUGGGUAUGUCAGAUAAUGAUCUAUUUCUGACGUAUGGUGGUUCGUCGGUGUAUGAAUAG